UUUCGGGAGUUUUCUUUUUCCACCAUGAUUAAUGCCUUGCUGGGUCUUGCUGCUUUGGUGCUUCAUUGUGGGACCUGCGAGAAGCCCCCAGAAGGAAUGGUCUCCUCCUCAGGGUGGCACUUUACACACUCGCUUUACAAUGUUACCAUCUACGAAAACUCUGCUCCCAAGACCUAUGUGGAGAGCUCUGAGAAAAUGGGCAUGUACCUCGCGGAGCCCCAGUGGGCAGUGAGGUACCGGAUCAUCUCUGGGGACGUGGCCAAUGUAUUUAAGACGGAGGAAUAUGUGGUGGGGAACUUCUGCUUCCUGAGAAUAAGGACAAAGAGCAGCAAUACGGCACUUCUCAACAGGGAGGUGCGGGACAGCUACACCCUUAUCAUCCAAGCCACGGAGAAGACCUUGGAGUUUGAGGCUUUGACCCGCGUGGUGGUCCACAUCCUGGACCAGAAUGAUCUGAGGCCCCUCUUCUCCCCACCAUCAUACAGAGUCACCAUCUCCGAGGACAUGCCCCUCAAGAGCCCCAUCUGCAAAGUGACAGCCACCGACGCUGACCUGGGCCAGAACGCUGGGUUCUAUUAUGCCUUCAAUUCAAGGUCAGAUGCGUUUGCAAUCCAUCCCACCAGCGGCGUGGUCACCGUGGCUGGGAAGCUCAAUGUCACCUGGAGAGGGAAGUAUGAGCUCCAGGUGCUGGCUGUGGACCGCAUGCGAAAAAUUUCUGAGGGCAACGGAUUUGGCAACUUGGCUUCGCUUGUGGUCCACGUGGAGCCUGCCCCCAGGAAAUCCCUGGCCAUUGCCUCAGUGGUGGUGACGCCACCAGAUGACAAUGAAGGUGCGGCCUAUGCCACCAUAGUGGUAGAUGCAAACGGCUCAGGGGCUGAAGUGGACUCCCUGGAAGUUGUUGGCGGAGAUCCUGGGAAGCACUUCAAGGCGGUCAAGUCCUACGCCCACGGCAACGAAUUCAGUUUGGUGUCUGUCAAAGAUGUCAACUGGAUGGAGCACCUUCACGGAUUCAACCUCAGCCUGCAGGCCAGGAGUGGGGGCAGACCUACAUUUUAUUCCCAGAUCAGGGGCUUUCAUCUACCACCUUCCAAACUAGCUUCCCUUAAAUUCGAGAAGGCUGUUUAUAGGGUGAAGCUUAGCGAGUUUUCCCCUCCGGGAAGUCGCGUGGUGUUGGUGAAAGUCACCCCCGCCUUCCCCAACCUGCAGUACAUUCUAAAGCCAUCCUCAGAGAGCCCAGGGUUUAAACUCAAUGCUCGCACUGGGUUGAUCACCACCACGAAGCUCCUGGACUUCCAUGACCGAGCCCACUACCAGCUACACGUCAGGACCUCACCGGGCCUGGCCGCUGCUACGGUGGUCAUUGACAUCGUGGACUGUAACAACCACGCCCCCAUCUUCAACAGGUCUUCCUACGAUGGCACCUUGGAGGAGAACAUCCCUCCAGGAACCAGUGUUUUGACUGUUACUGCCACGGACUGGGAUCAUGGGGAGAAUGGAUAUGUCACCUAUUCCAUUGCUGGCCCCCAAGCUGUGCCAUUCUCUAUUGACCCUUACCUGGGGAUCAUCUCCACCUCCAAACCCAUGGACUAUGAGCUCAUGAAAAGAAUUUAUACCUUCCGGGUUCGGGCAUCGGACUGGGGAUCCCCUUUCCGCCAGGAGAAGGAAGUGUCCAUUUCUCUUAGUCUCAAGAACUUGAAUGACAACCAGCCCAUGUUUGAGGAGGUCAACUGCACGGUGUCUAUUCGCCACGAUUGGCCAGUGGGGAAGCUGAUAAUGACCGUGUCAGCCAUCGAUGUGGAUGAGCUUCAGAACCUGAAAUACGAGAUGGUGUCGGGCAACGAAGCAGAUUAUUUUUCUCUAGAUGACUUUUCCGGGGUGAUAUCCCUCAAACGUUCUUUUAUGAAUCUCUCCACCCAUCAUCCCACCAGGUAUUUCUUGAAAAUUACAGCCUCAGAUGGCAAAAACUAUGCUUCCCCCACAACUCUGAAUGUGACCGUGGUGAAGGACCCUCGUUUGGAGGUCCCUGUAAGGUGUGAUAAGACGGGGGUGCUCACACACUUCACAAAGACCAUCCUUCACUCUGUUGGGCUUCAGGACCAGGAGCCCGGUGACGAGGAAUUCACUUCCCUGAGCACAUAUCAGAUCAAUUGUCACACCCCCCAGUUUGAGGACCACUUCCCCCAGUCCAUUGACGUUCUCGAGCGUGUUCCCAUCAACAUGCCCUUGGCCCGCCUGGCAGCCACUGACCCUGAUGCUGGCUUUAAUGGCAAACUGGUCUAUGUGAUUGCAGAUGGCAAUGAGGAGGGCUGUUUUGACAUUGAGCUGGAGACGGGGCUGCUCACAGUAGCCGCUCCGCUGGACUACGAAACCACCAGUUACUACCUCCUCAAUGUCACAGUGUAUGACCUGGGCACUCCCCAGAAGGCCUCUUGGAAGGUGCUGACAGUGAAUGUGCAGGACUGGAACGACAACGCACCCACAUUUCCUCCUGGCGGGUACCAGCUAACGAUCUCAGAGGACACAGAGGUUGGAACCACAAUUGCACAGCUGAAAACGAAAGAUGCUGACUCGGAGGACAACGGCCGGGUUCGCUACACCCUGCUGAGCCCCACGGAGAAGUUUUCCCUCCACCCUCUCACUGGGGAGCUAGUGGUCACAGGGUACUUGGACCGGGAAGUAGAACCUCGGUAUAUACUCAAGGUAGAGGCCAGGGAUCAGCCCAGGAAGGGCCACCAGCUCUUCUCUGUCACUGACUUGAUAGUCACAUUGGAAGACGAGAAUGAUAACUCUCCCCAGUGCAUCACAGAACACAGCAGCCUGAAGGUCCCAGAGGACUUGCCCCCAGGAACUGUGUUGACAUUUCUGGAUGCCUCGGAUCCUGACCUGGGUCCUGCAGGUGAAGUGCGAUAUGUCCUGUUGGAGGAUGCCCAUGGAACCUUCCGGAUGGAUCCAAUGACUGGGGCACUGAGUCUGGAAAAAGAGUUGGAUUUUGAGAGGCGGGCUGGGUACAACCUGAGCUUGUGGGUCAGUGACAGUGGGAGUCCCCUGGCCCGUAGGACCCUCUGCCACGUGGAGGUGAUAGUCCUGGAUGUGAAUGAGAAUCUCCAUCCUCCCCGCUUUACCUCCUUUGUGUACCAGGCUCACGUGCAAGAGAACAGCCCCUCAGGAACUCAGGUGAUGCUGGUGUCUGCUCACGAUGACGACAGUGGCCUGGAUGGGGAGCUCCAGUAUUUUCUGCGGGCUGGCACUGGCCUUGAAGCUUUCACUAUCAACCAAGACACAGGAAUGAUUCAGACUCUGAUGCCCCUGGAUCGGGAAUUUGUACCCUACUACUGGUUGACAGUACUGGCUGUGGACAGGGGUUCUAUACCUCUCUCUUCUGUCACUGAAGUCUACAUUGAGGUCACAGAUGUCAAUGACAACCCACCCCGGAUGUCCAGACCUGUGUUCUACCCCUCCAUCCAGGAGGAUGCUCCCUUGGGCACCUCUGUGCUUCAACUGGAUGCCUGGGAUCCAGACUCCAGCUCAAAAGGGAAGCUAACCUUCAACAUCACCAGUGGGAAUCACAUGGGAUUCUUCAUUAUUCACCCAUUCACAGGUCUCCUGUCCACCGCCAAGCAGCUGGACCGGGAGAACAAGGAUGAACACGUUCUGGAGGUGACUGUGCUGGACAAUGGGGAGCCUUCCCUGAAGUCCACCUCCAGGGUGGUGGUGUGCAUCUUGGACGUCAAUGACAAUCCACCUGUAUUCUCCCACAAGCUCUUCAAUGUUCGUCUUCCAGAGAGGCUCAGCCCAGUGUCCCCUGGGCCUGUGUACAGGCUGGUGGCUUCAGACUCAGAUGAGGGUCUCAAUGGCAGGGUUACCUACAGCAUUGAGGAGACCGAUGAGGAGGGUUUCAGCAUUGACCCAGUCACYGGUGUAGUGUCAUCCAGUAGCACCUUUACGGCCGGAGAAUAUAAUAUCCUAACGAUCAAGGCAACAGAUAGUGGGCAGCCACCACUCUCAACUAGUGUCCGGCUACACAUAGAAUGGAUCCCCCAGCCUCGACCAUCCUCCAUACCAAUGGCCUUUGAUGAAAACCACUACAGUUUUACUGUCAUGGAGACAGACCCUGUGAACCACAUGGUGGGGGUCAUCAGUGUAGAGGGCCGACCUGGCCUCUUCUGGUUCCACAUCUCAGGUGGGGAUAAGGACAUGGACUUUGACAUUGAGAAGACCACGGGCAGCAUCAUCAUCGCCAGGCCUCUUGAUACACGGAGAAGGUCAAGCUAUAACUUGACUGUGGAGGUGACAGAUGGGUUCCACACCAUUGCCACCCAGGUCUACAUUUUCAUGAUUGCCAACAUUAACCAUCACAGGCCUCAGUUUCUGGAGGCUCACUAUGAGGUCAGAGUCCCCCAGGACACUCUGCCUGGGGUCGAGCUCCUCCGAGUCCAGGCUACAGAUCAGGACAAGGGCAAGGGACUCAUCUACACCAUCCAGGGCAGCCAAGACCCGGAAAGUACCAGCCUCUUCCAGCUGGACCCAAGCAGUGGUGUCCUGGUAACCGUGGGGAAAUUGGACCUGGGCUCAGGGCCCUCCCAGCAUACACUGACGGUUAUGGUCCGAGACCAAGAGAUGCCCAUCAAGAGGAACUUCGUGUGGGUGACCAUUCAUGUGGAGGAUGGAAACCUCCACCCACCACACUUCACCCAGCUCCGGUAUGAGACAAGUGUUCCUGACACCAUAGUCCCUGGCACAGAGCUGCUCCAGGUCCGAGCUGAGGAUGCUGACCGGGGUGCCAAUGCUGUGGUCCACUACUCCCUCCUGAAAGGUAACAGUGAGGGUUUCUUCAACAUCAAUACCCUACUAGGCAUCAUAACCGUAGCCCAGAAACUUGACCGAGCAAAUCACACUCGGCAUACUUUGACAGUGAAGGCAGAAGAUCAAGGCUUCCCACGUUGGCAUGACCUGGCUACAGUGAUCAUUCAUGUGUACCCCUCAGACAGCAGUGCACCCAUCUUUUCAAAAUCUGAGUACUUUGUGGAGAUCCCAGAGUCUAUCCCCAUUGGCUCCCCAAUCAUCCUUGUCUCUGCUACCAGCUCCUCUGAAGUUACCUAUGAGUUGCGAGAGGGAAACAAAGAUGGCGUCUUCUCUAUGAACUCAUAUUCUGGCCUCAUUUCCAUCCAGAAGAAGUUAGACCAUGAGAAAAUCUCCUCUUACCAGCUGAAAAUCCGAGGCAGCAACAUGGCAGGUGCCUUUACGGAUGUCGUGGUGCUUGCUUACAUAAUUGAUGACAAUGACAACGCUCCCACKUUCUUGAAGUCAACUUUUGUGGGCCAAAUUAGCGAAGCAGCUCCAUUGCACAGCAUGAUCAUGGAUGAAGACAACAACCCYUUUGUGAUUCACGCCUCUGACGUCGACAAGGAAGCGAAUUCCUUGUUGGUGUAUAAAAUUUUAGAGCCAGAGGCCUUGAAGUUUUUCCAAAUUGAUCCCAGCAUGGGCACCCUAACCAUUGCAUCAGAGAUGGAUUAUGAGAGUAUGCCUUCUUUCCAGUUCAGCGUCUACGUCCAUGACCAAGGGAGCCCCAUCUUAUUUGCACCCAGGCCUGCGAGGGUCAUUAUCAAUGUCAGAGAUGUGAACGACUCUCCUCCCAGGUUCGCAGAGCAGAUAUAUGAAGUGGCCAUCGUGGAACCCAUCCAUCCAGGAAUGGAGCUCCUUGUGGUGAGGGCCAGUGACGAAGAUUCGGAAGUCAAUUAUAGCAUCAAGACUGGCAAUGCUGAUGAAGCCGUUGCCAUUCAUCCCGUCACUGGUCGAAUAUCUGUGCUGAAUCCUGCUGUCCUGGGGCUCUCUCGGAAGCUCACCAUUAGGGCUUCCGAUGGCUUGUAUCAAGAUACUGCACUGGUAAAAAUUUCUUUGACCCACGUCCUUGACAAAAGUUUACAGUUUGAUCAGGAUGUCUAUAGGGCAAGAGUGAAGGAGAACCUGCAGGACAGAAAGUCCCUGGUGAUUUUCAAUGUCCAGGGCAAUCAUUUGAAUGACACCUUGUCCUACUUUCUCUUGAAUGGCACAGAUCUGUUUCAUAUGGUGAAGUCAGCAGGUGUGCUGCAAACAAGAGGAGUGGCAUUUGACCGAGAGCAGCAGGACACUCACGAGGUGGCAGUGGAAGUAAGGGACAAUCGGAUCCCUCCGCGAGUGGCUCAGGCUCUAGUCAGAGUCUCUGUUGAAGAUGUCAAUGACAAUCCUCCUGAAUUCAAGCAUCUGCCCUAUUACACAACCAUCCAAGAUGGCACAGAGCCAGGGGAUGUCCUCUUUCAGGUAUCUGCCACUGAUGAGGACUUGGGGGCAAAUGGGACAGUCACAUAUGCAUUUGCAGAAGAUUAUACCUAUUUCCGAAUUGACCCCUAUGUUGGGGACAUCUCGCUCAAGAAGCCCUUCGAUUAUCAAGCUUUAAAUAAGUAUCGCCUCAAAGUYAUUGCCCGGGAUGGAGGAACCCCAUCCCUACAGACUGAGGAAGAGGUUCUUGUCACUGUGAGAAAUAAAUCCAACCCACUAUUUCAGAGUCCUUACUACAAAAUCAAAGUACCUGAAAAUAUCACCCUCUAUACCCCAAUUCUCCACACCCAAGCCCGGAGUCCAGAGGGACUCAGGCUUAUCUACAACAUUGUGGAGGAAGAGCCCUUGAUGCUCUUCACCACUGAUUUUAAGACAGGUGUUCUCACAGUGACAGGACCUUUGGACUAUGAGUCUAAGAGCAGACAUGUGUUCACGGUCAGGGCCACAGACACAGCCCUGGGGUCAUUUUCUGAAGCCACAGUGGAAGUCCUGGUGGAGGACAUUAAUGAUAACCCUCCAAUUUUUUCCCAAUUGGUGUAUACCACUUCAGUGUCAGAAGGCUUGCCUGCUCAGACUCCUGUGAUCCAACUCUUGGCUUCGGAUCAAGACUCAGGACAGAACCGGGAUGUCUCCUAUGAGAUCGUGGAGGAUGGCUCUGACGUUUCCAAAUUCUUCCAGAUCAACGGGAGCACGGGGGAGAUGUUCACAGUUCAAGAGCUGGAUUAUGAAGCACGGCAACACUUUCACGUGAAGGUCAGGGCCAUGGAUAGAGGAGACCCUCCGCUCACUGGUGAGACCCUUGUGGUUGUCAAUGUGUCUGACAUCAAUGACAACCCCCCAGAGUUCAGACAACCUCAGUAUGAAGCCAAUGUCAGUGAGUUAGCAACCUGUGGACACCUGGUUCUUAAAGUUCAAGCUCUGGAUCCUGACAGCAAGGACGCCUCCCAUCUGGAGUACCUGAUUCUUUCUGGCAAUCAGGACCGGCACUUCUCCAUCAACAGCUCGUCAGGCAUCAUUUCUACAUUCAAUCUUUGCAAAAAGCACCUGGACUCUUUUUACAAUUUGAGGGUAGGGGCUUCUGAUGGGGUCUUUCGAGCAACGGUGCCUGUGUAUAUAAACACUACAAAUGCCAACAAGUUCAGCCCAGAAUUCCAGCAGCAUGUUUAUGAGGCAGAGUUAGCCGAGAAUGCAAGGGUGGGCACCAAGGUGAUUGAGUUAUUAGCCAUAGACAAGGACAGUGGUCCCUAUGGCACUGUAGACUACACUAUCAUUAACAAACUCGCAGAUGAAAAGUUCUCCAUAAACCCCAGUGGCCAGAUCACCACUCUGCAGAAACUGGAUCGAGAAAAUUCAACAGAAAGAGUCAUAGCUAUUAAGGUGAUGGCCCGWGACGGAGGAGGAAGAGUGGCCUUCUGCACCGUGAAGAUCAUCCUCACAGAUGAAAAUGACAACCCUCCACAGUUCAAAGCAUCCGGGUACACCCUGUCCAUCCCAUCGAACGUCAGUAAAGACUCCCCCAUUAUCCAGGUGCUGGCUUACGAUGCAGACGAAGGUCGGAAUGCAGAUGUCACCUACUCAGUGGACUCUAUAGAGGACCUGGAUGAAAACAUCAUUGAAGUCAAUGCAACCACUGGUGUGGUCAAGGUGAAAGAGAGCCUGGUGGGGCUGGAAAACAGGGCUGUCGACUUCAAAAUCAAAGCCCAAGAUGGGGGUCCCCCUCACUGGGGCUCUCUGGUGCCAGUACGACUUCAGGUUGUUCCUAAUGAAGUGUCCUUGCCCAAAUUUUCUGAGCCCCUGUAUACUUUCUCAGCUUCUGAAGAUCUUCCAGAAGGGUCUGAAAUUGGGGUUGUUAAAGCAGUGGCAGCUCAAGAUCCAGUCAUCUACAGUCUGGUGCAGGGCACCACACCAGAGAGCAAUAAGGACGGUGUCUUCUCUCUGGACGGAGACACGGGGGUCCUAAAAGUGAGGAAGCCCAUGGAUCAUGAGUCCACCAAAUGGUACCAGAUUGAUCUGAUGGCACAUUGCCCCCAUGAGGAUACUGAUUUGGUGUCCUUAGUCUCAGUCAACAUCCAAGUGGAAGAUGUCAAUGACAACAGGCCUAUAUUUGAGGCUGAUCCAUACAAGGCUUUCCUUACMGAGAAUAUGCCGGGGGGUACCACAGUCAUUCAAGUGACUGCUAAUGACCAAGAUACAGGGAGUGAUGGCCAGGUGAGCUACAGGUUGUCCAUGGAGACUGGCAGCAACAUCCAUGAGCUCUUUUCCAUUGACAGCGAGAGCGGCUGGAUCACCACCCUCCAGGAACUUGACUGUGAGACCCGCCAGAACUACCACUUCUAUGUGGUGGCCUAUGACCAUGGACAGACCAUCCAGCUGUCCUCUCAGGCCCUGGUGGAGGUCUCCAUUACAGAUGAGAAUGACAAUGCUCCUCGAUUUGCUUCUGAAGACUACAGAGGAUCUGUGGUUGAGAAUAGUGAACCUGGUGAGCUUGUGGUCACUCUGAAGACCCUGGAUGCUGACAUCUCUGAACAGAACAGACAGGUCACCUGCUACAUCACAGAGGGAGACCCCCUGGGCCAAUUUGGCAUCAGCCAAGUUGGGGAUGAAUGGAGGAUCUACUCAAGGAAGACCCUGGACCGUGAGCACAUGGCCAAGUACUUGCUCAGAAUCACAGCGUCAGAUGGCAAGUUCCAGGCUUCUGUCCCUGUGGAGAUCUUUGUCCUGGACAUGAAUGAUAACAGCCCGCAGUGCUCACAGCUUCUCUAUACUGGCAACGUUCGUGAAGAUGUAUCUCCAGGACACUUCAUUUUGAAAGUUUCGGCUACAGACUUGGACACCGACACCAACGCUCAGAUCACAUAUUCUCUGCAUGGACCUGGGGCACAUGAAUUCAAGCUGGAUCCUCAUACAGGGGAGCUGACCACACUCACAGCCCUGGACCGUGAGAAGAAGGAUGUGUACAACCUUGUUGCCAAGGCAACGGAUGGAGGUGGUCGAUCGUGCCAGGCGGACGUCACCCUCCACGUGGAGGAUGUGAAUGACAAUGCGCCACGAUUCUUCCCCAGCCACUGUGCUGUGGCUGUCUUCGACAACACCACAGUUAAGACCCCCGUGGCUGUGGUAUUUGCCCGGGACCCUGACCAAGGAGCCAAUGCCCAGGUGGUCUAUUCUCUGACGGAUUCUGCGGAAGGUCAGUUUUCUAUCGAUGCCACCACGGGAGUGAUUCGGCUGGAGAAGCCCCUGGAGGCCGGGCCCCAGACAGCGCUGGAGCUCACAGUCCGUGCCUCMGACCUGGGAUCCCCGAUCCCACUCUCCACGCUGGGCACCGUCUCGGUCUCCGUGGUGGGCCUGGAGGACUACCUGCCGGUGUUCCUCAACACUGAGUACAGCGUGCAGGUGCGCGAGGACGCGCCGGCUGGCACGGAGGUGCUGCAGCUGGCCACCCUCACUCGCCCGGGUGCGGAGAAGACCGGCUACCGCAUCGUCRGCGGGAACGAGCGGGGGAGGUUCCGCCUGGACGCUCGCACAGGAUUCCUGUAUGUCAAUGGGAGCCUCGACUUUGAGACAAAUCCCAAGUACUUCCUGUCCAUUGAGUGCAGCCGGAGGGRUUCUUCCUCCCUCAGUGAUGUGACCACAAUUGUGGUCAACAUUACCGAUGUCAAUGAAUAUCGUCCCAGAUUCCCUCAGGACCUGUAUGUCACGAGGGUCUUAGAAAAUGCCAUCGUGGGUGACGUCAUCCUCACAGUCUCAGCGACUGAUGAGGACGGACCCCUAAAUAGUGCCAUUACCUAUAGCCUGGUAGGAGGGAACCAGCUUGGGCACUUCACUGUCCAUCCCAAAAAGGGGGAGCUACAGGUGGCCAAGGCUCUGGAUUGGGAGCAGACAUCCAGCUAUUCCCUGAGACUCCGAGCCACAGACAGCGGGCUGCCCCCACUGCACGAGGACACAGACAUUAAUGUCCAAGUGGUUGAUGUCAACGAUAACCCACCGAGAUUCUUCCAGCUCAACUACAGCACCACUGUCCAAGAGAACUCUCCCAUAGGCAGCAAAGUCCUGCAGUUGAUCYUGAGUGACCCAGACUCCCCAGAGAACGGCGCCCCCUACUCAUUCAGAAUCACUAAGGGGAACGUCGGUUCUGCCUUCCGAGUGACUCCAGAGGGGUGGCUGGUGACCGCUGCGGACCUCAGCAGAAGGGCCCAAGAAUGGUAUCAGCUUCAGAUUGAGGUGUCAGACAGCGGCAUCCCUCCCCUCUCCUCGUCCACAUGGGUCAGGGUCCACGUCACCGAGCGGAGYCACUACCCGCCCUCGGCCCUCCCACUGGAGGUCUUCAUCACCAUYGGGGAGGAGGAGUUCCAGGGUGGCAUGGUGGGUAAAAUCCAUGCCACAGACAGAGACCCUGAGGACACACUGACCUACAGCCUGGCAGGAGAGGAGCCCCUGGGCAGGCACUUCUCAGUCGGUGUCCCUGAUGGCAAGAUCAUCGCUGCCCAGGGCCUGCCCCGCGGCCGCUACUCGUUCAAUGUCACAGUCAGUGAUGGGACUUUCACCACCACYGCUGGGGUCCAGGUCCAUGUGUGGCAUGUGGGGCCAGAGGCUCUGCAGCAGGCCAUGUGGAUGGGCUUCCACCARCUCACCCCGGAGGAGCUGGUGAGUGACCACUGGCGGAACCUCCAGAGGUUCCUCAGCAACAAGCUGGACAUGAAACAAGCCAACAUCCAUCUGGCCAGCCUUCAGCCUGCAGAGGCCGUGGCUGGUGUGGAUGUGCUCCUGGUCUUUAAGGGGCAUUCUAGAACCUUCUACAAGAUCCAGGAACUGGCAUCCAUCAUCACUCGCUCAGCCAAGGAGAUGGAGCACUCGGUGGGACUUCAKAUGAGAUCAGCCAUGCCCGUGGUACUCUGCCAGGGUCCGAGCUGCCAGGGUCAAAUCUGCCAAGAGACGGUGCACCUGGACCCCAGGGUCGGGCCCACGUACAGCACAGCCAGGCUGAGCAUCCUAACACCGCGGCACCAUCUGGACAGGAACUGCUCCUGCAACGGUACUGCCAUAAGGUUCAGUGGUCAGAGCUAYGUGCAGUACAGACCCCCCAUGGCUCAGAAUUGGCACAUCCAUUUCUCUCUGAAAACGCUCCAGCCACAGGCCAUUCUCCUAUUCGCCAAUGAAACAGCCUCAAUUUCCCUGAAGCUGGCCAAUGGAGUGCCCCAGCUGGAAUACCACUGUCCAGGUGGUUUCUAUGGAAACCUUUCCUCCCAGCAUCACGUGAAUGACCAAGAGUGGCACUACAUCCUGGUGGAGGAGUCAGACACUUCCCUUCGCCUGUUGGUUGACAGUACAGGCAUCACCUCCCUUGUCAUUCCAGAGAAGUGCCAGGGUGUCAGGCCUGAGAGAUGCCUCUUGCUGGGUGGCCUUGUCCUCUCCCAUUCUUCCUCAAAUGUCUCCCAGGGCUUUGAAGGCUGCCUGGAUGCUGUUGUGGUCAACGGAGAGGAAGUAGACCCACUAGCCCAUGGCAAGAAGACAGCGGGCUUGGUGGAGAGCCAGGCCGUCACCCAGUGCUGCCUGCAGAGUGAUGACUGCAGCCACAACCCAUGUCUCAAUGGUGGGAGGUGCUCACAGACCCACAGGGCAGACUACAUCUGCAAGUGUCCCCCGCCAUUCUCUGGAAAGAACUGUGAACGUGGAAGGGAGAACUGCACUUCUACACCCUGCCUGGAAGGUGGAACUUGCAUCUCCUCUCCMGAGGGAGCUUCCUGUAACUGCCCUCAUCCACACAUGAGGGACAGGUGUGAAAUGGAGGCGAGGGGUUGCUCAGAAGGACACUGCCUAGUGACCCCUGAGAUCAAAAGAGGGGACUGGGGACAGCAGGAGUUACUGAUCAUCAUGGUGGCCAUAUUGUUCAUCAUCACAAUCACCGUUGGGCUUCUCCUCUACUGCCGCCGUUGCAAGUCCCAYAAGCCUGUGGCCAUGGAGGACCCAGACCUUCUGGCCAGGAGUAUUGGUGUUGACACCCAAGCCAUGCCUUCCAUCGAGCUUGAUCCGCUGAGCACCAGCUCCUGCAACAACCUGAACCAAUCAGAGCCCAGCAAGACCUCGGUUCCUAAUGAACUCGUCACUUUUGGACCCAGCUCCAAGCAACGGCCAGUGGUCUGCAGUGUGCCUCCCAGGCUCCCACCCACUGUGGUCCCUUCCCACGCUGACCAUGAGUCCAUCAUUAAGAGAACCUGGUCGGGCGAGGAGAUGGUGUACCCCGGAGGAGCCACCGUCUGGCCCCCUACCUACUCCAGGAAGGAACACUGGGAAUACCCCCGAUCUGAAGUGACCCAGGGCCCUCUGCCACCUUCGCCUCACCACCACUCAACCCCAGCUGUGUUGCCGGAGCCCACCGCCCUCUAUGGGGGCUUCCCCUUCCCUCUGGAGCUGGAAAACAAGCGGGCACCCCUCCCGCCCCGCUACAGCAAUCAGAACCUGGAAGAUCUGAUGCCCCCGCAGCCCCCCAGCCCCCGAGAGUGCCUGCUUGCCCCCUGUCUCAAUGAGUACACGGCCAUCAGCUACUACCACUCGCAGUUUCGGCAGGGAGGGGGAGGGCCUUGCCUGGCAGAGGAGGGGUACAAGGGGGUGAGCAUGCGCCUCAGYAGGGCAGGACCCUCCUAUGCUGACUGCGAGGUGGAGGCUGCGCCUCCCACCAGCCGCCAUCCCCGGGCACCCCCCAACUAUGAGGGCUCUGACAUGGUGGAGAGUGACUAUGGGAGCUGUGAGGAGGUCAUGUUCUAG
Urocitellus parryii (Arctic ground squirrel) is the source of this 13077-nucleotide messenger RNA. RefSeq names its product FAT atypical cadherin 2 (gene Fat2). Lineage: Eukaryota; Metazoa; Chordata; Mammalia; Rodentia; Sciuridae. The record is from RefSeq and is a predicted model, not a curated record. Gene Ontology annotation, biological process: homophilic cell-cell adhesion. Gene Ontology annotation, cellular component: cell-cell junction; plasma membrane. Gene Ontology annotation, molecular function: calcium ion binding.